Messenger RNA from Moneuplotes crassus, 740 nucleotides. NCBI's taxonomy places the organism in Eukaryota, Ciliophora, Spirotrichea, Euplotida, Euplotidae. The record is from the annotation of a GenBank genome assembly.
CUUCCCAGUCUGGUUUUUAAAACUCUAUAGAGACUUCUCAAAAAAUGCUAGAAAAUUUAGAACCAAGGCUUACUGAGCUAUCAUCAGGAUUGACUUCUGUCAAGGAAAAUUUGGCAAUAAUGGAGCCUAUUCCUCAGACAAUCCAUCAGCUUCAAGAGGCUAUCCAGACAUUGACCAAGGCUAAGAAGAACUAUGAUACGGCGAAUUGGCUUAAACGACUGAAAUAUCUAGAGAUUUCUACAGAGGAAAUCACCAAGAACAUAUCUCAAAUCAGCCAAAAGAUGGCUCUUUUAGGCUCCAAAAGCACUUUGCUGGCCUUUGAAACCCAGGUUCUCAAAAAGGUGGAUGCAAAGCUGGAGAAGGUCUACGGCCAGGUCCAAGAAAUGGCCUUUGACCAGCAGAGUUUUAACUCAAUGAUUAAGUCGACCCAGGACCAUAUCUCAGAGCCAAUUAAGAUCGAAGUCAGGAAUAUGAGGAAAGAGACUGAGAGUGUUCACAGAGAGCUGGAGAGAACCAUGAAUGCAAAUAGGGAAAUUCUCACUCGCAUGGAAAAGUUUCGCACUCAGAAUACUCAUAGGAGGAGGUCGAUGUGUCAGACUAUUAUUGAUAAUCGCAAGCAUGUCAGUACGUCUAAUAGAUCCUCGAGGGGUAAGAAGAAGCUGUUUUCUAAAAUUCUGAAUUUGAAUCUUCCAACAAACAGGCACAGGAACAUCAGGUCUAAGUGUUCAUCUCUGAUGUAG